Messenger RNA from Brassica napus (rape), 559 nucleotides. Its product is annotated as ATP-dependent 6-phosphofructokinase 1-like. Gene Ontology annotation, molecular function: 6-phosphofructokinase activity. Gene Ontology annotation, biological process: glycolytic process. The record is from RefSeq and is a predicted model, not a curated record. The transcript has 2 exons. Gene Ontology annotation, cellular component: cytoplasm. NCBI's taxonomy places the organism in Eukaryota, Viridiplantae, Streptophyta, Magnoliopsida, Brassicales, Brassicaceae. The coding region runs from base 16 to 309 and encodes 97 amino acids.
ACGUGUCCAACUUACAUGAUAAGGGCUGUUCCGAGCAAUGCAUCAGACAAUGUAUGCUGCACGCUAUUAGCUCAAAGCGCGGUUCAUGGGGUGAUGGCUGGUUACAAUGGCUUCACCGUUGGCCUUGUCAAUGGCAGACAUACUUACAUUCCCUUCUACAGGAUCACGGAGAAACAGAACAAAGUGGUGAUCACUGACAGAAUGUGGGCGAGGCUUUUGUCUUCAACAAACCAGCCUAGUUUCAUGAAGCACGAUGAUAACCACGAGCCAAACCAUUCGGGUGGUGAAGCAGGUACCAUGAAUUGGUGAAACAACUCUUGUCUGAAAUCAUUUGUUUGAAAAGAAAGUAAGGUUUCUUUGUUUUGAUAGAAGCUUCUCAAAAUGUUUUAUAAUCUUUCUUCAAGCAAAAGAGAGAUAUACAUGUCCUCCUUGGAAAGAGAGUUCAUACGGUUAUAUAAUUGUGAUAAUAAUAUACUAAACUUAUGGUUUGAUCUUUGCUCUUACCAAACUGUAAUUUACACUUAUGAGAACAAAUAUAUAAGGAAAUGUUUUGGUUCAA